This is a messenger RNA of Dromiciops gliroides (monito del monte), 612 nucleotides long. RefSeq names its product RNA polymerase II subunit A C-terminal domain phosphatase SSU72-like. Gene Ontology annotation, biological process: termination of RNA polymerase II transcription. Lineage: Eukaryota; Metazoa; Chordata; Mammalia; Microbiotheria; Microbiotheriidae. Gene Ontology annotation, molecular function: RNA polymerase II CTD heptapeptide repeat phosphatase activity. Gene Ontology annotation, cellular component: mRNA cleavage and polyadenylation specificity factor complex; nucleus. The record is from RefSeq and is a predicted model, not a curated record.
AUGAGUAAGUUUGGCUUUGGUUCCUUGCAAAAUUUUAUAUAUAUAAGGGAUGGUAAGUACACAUCUAGAAAAGGAAGUGUAAUAGCAAAGAUAAAACAUGAAUCCAGCAAACAAGGAUUCAGUGUCAGAUCCUUUGGAACAGGAGCUCAUGUGAAACUCCCAGGACCAGCACCAGACAAGCCAAAUGUUUAUGAUUUCAAAACAACAUAUGAUCAAAUGUACAAUGAUCUUCUUAGGAAAGACAAAGAACUCUAUACACAGAAUGGUAUUUUGCACAUGUUGGACAGAAAUAAGAGAAUCAAGCCCCGGCCAGAGAGAUUCCAGAACUGUAAAGAUUUGUUUGAUCCCAUCCUUACCUCUGAAGAGAGAGUGUGUGACCAGGUAGUAGGAGAUCUAAAUUCUAGAGAGCAAGAGACCUGCCCACCAGUGCAUGUGAUUAAUGUGGACAUUCAGGACAACCAUGAAGAAGCCACCCUAGGAGCCUUGCUCACCUGUGAGCUCUGUCAGUGUAUACAACACACAGAAGACAUGGAGAACGAGAUGGACGAGCUGUUACAGGAAUUUGAAGAGAAAAGCAGCAGGACUUUCCUGCACAUGGUCUGCUUUUACUGA